Molecule: messenger RNA, 1685 nt
Organism: Trifolium pratense (red clover)
Lineage: Eukaryota; Viridiplantae; Streptophyta; Magnoliopsida; Fabales; Fabaceae
Product: elongation factor 1-gamma-like
Exons: 8
Coding region: 263-1519 (418 amino acids)
Biological process (GO): translational elongation
Molecular function (GO): translation elongation factor activity; glutathione transferase activity
Source: RefSeq, a predicted model, not a curated record
GUACUAGGGCUUAUGGAUCGUGGGCCGAUGCUAACUGGGCGACCCGUUUUAGGGGUUUGAGUGAGUAUAUUAGAAAACCUAGAUUAACUCUUUCUUCCUUCGUUCCUUCUUCCUUCAUUUCCAUUUGCGCGAUCGAUUCAUUCAUUCAUUCGAAUAGGAAUUGAGAGAAGAAGAGUCUCUCUUCUCAAACUCAACUCAACUCUCGUUCCUUCCAUUAUUAUUACUAUCUCAGAACCACUGCUGCCAAAGCAACAAACCACCCAUGGCUCUCACCCUUCACGCUACCAAGGAAAACAAAAAUGCUUACAAGACUCUAAUUACCGCUGAAUAUGCCGGCGUUCAAGUUCAAUUGGUCCCAGAUUUUCAGAUGGGUGUUUCCAACAAAACUCCUCAAUUUCUCAAGAUGAACCCUAUUGGAAAGGUUCCUGUCUUGGAAACCCCUCACGGUUCUGUCUUUGAGAGCAAUGCCAUUGCUCGCUAUGUUGCCCGAUCCAGUGAAAACACUUUGUUUGGAUCAUCUCCCAUUGAUCAGGCCCACGUUGAUCAGUGGAUUGAUUUUUCUUCUUUGGAGAUUGAUGCCAAUAUUAUCAAGUUGUACCUGCCAAGACUUGGAUUUGCCCCCUACCUUCCUCCAGCAGAGGAGGCUGCAAUUGCUGCAUUGAAGAGAUCAUUUGAGGCUUUGAACACUCACCUUGCCCAAAAUACCUAUCUGGUCGGGGAUUCUGUUACCCUUGCCGACAUCAUUACAACAGUCAACUUGUAUUUGGGUUUCUCUAAACUCUUGGUCAAGAGUUUCACCUCAGAGUUUCCUCAUGUUGAGAGAUACUUCUGGACCUUGGUCAACCAGCCAAAUUUCAGAAAGAUAUUAGGCCAGGUUAAGCAGACUGAAGCUAUGCCACCUAUUCAAUCUGCAAAGAAGCCUGCCCAGCCUAAGGAAUCAAAGCCCAAAACCAAAGAAGAACCAAAGAAAGUGUCUAAAUCAGAGCCCGAAAAGCCCAAAGAAGAAGCUGAAGAGGAGGCACCCAAGCCCAAACCCAAGAAUCCUCUUGAUCUUCUUCCUCCAAGCAAGAUGGUAUUGGAUGACUGGAAAAGACUCUACUCUAACACAAAGACUAACUUCCGUGAGGUUGCAGUCAAUGGAUUCUGGGACAUGUAUGAUCCGGAGGGAUAUUCUCUCUGGUUUUGUGACUACAAAUACAAUGAUGAGAACACUGUUUCUUUCGUGACACUGAACAAGGUUGGAGGAUUUCUUCAGAGGAUGGAUCUUGCUCGCAAGUAUGCAUUUGGAAAGAUGCUUGUGAUUGGAUCAGAGCCUCCAUUUAAGGUGAAGGGAUUGUGGCUUUUCCGUGGUCAAGAGAUUCCAAAGUUUGUCAUUGAUGAAUGCUAUGACAUGGAGCUAUAUGAGUGGACCAAGGUUGACAUCUCUGAUGAAGCUCAGAAAGAGCGUGCCAGUCAGAUGAUUGAAGAUGCUGAACCUUUUGAGGGUGAGGCUCUUUUGGAUGCUAAGUGCUUUAAGUGAAAAUUGUUCCUAGUUCCCAUUGAAAGGCUAUGGUUUUGUCGUGACUUUUUGGUAGAGUUUCGUUUCUUUCCUAUUUUCUGCUAUAGUGAAGUUUGAGAUAUUUUGUGAUUUUAUCAACGUUGAAACCUAAAUGCUUGAUUGUGGUAGAUUAAUUUUGAUGGUAGCA